Messenger RNA from Castor canadensis (American beaver), 2055 nucleotides. It is a transcript of the gene Slc5a2, whose product is annotated as solute carrier family 5 member 2. Gene Ontology annotation, molecular function: D-glucose:sodium symporter activity. Gene Ontology annotation, cellular component: plasma membrane. NCBI's taxonomy places the organism in Eukaryota, Metazoa, Chordata, Mammalia, Rodentia, Castoridae. The record is from RefSeq and is a predicted model, not a curated record. Gene Ontology annotation, biological process: sodium ion transport; transmembrane transport.
GAACAAAAAGUCUUGAUUGAUAAUACUGCUGACAUCUUGGUCAUUGCUGCCUAUUUCCUGCUGGUCAUUGGAGUUGGCUUGUGGUCUAUGUGUAGAACCAACAGAGGCACAGUUGGUGGCUACUUCCUGGCAGGACGAAGCAUGGUGUGGUGGCCGGUCGGAGCCUCUCUCUUUGCCAGCAACAUCGGCAGUGGCCACUUUGUGGGCCUGGCAGGGACUGGUGCUGCAAAUGGUUUGGCUGUGGCUGGAUUUGAGUGGAAUGCUCUGUUUGUGGUGCUGCUACUCGGCUGGCUCUUCGCGCCUGUGUACCUGACUGCGGGUGUCAUUACCAUGCCACAGUACCUGCGCAAACGCUUUGGCGGUCAUCGUAUACGCCUCUACCUGUCUUUGCUCUCGCUUUUCCUGUACAUCUUCACCAAGAUAUCGGUGGACAUGUUCUCCGGAGCGGUAUUCAUUCAGCAGGCUCUGGGCUGGAAUAUCUAUGCUUCUGUCAUCGCACUCCUGGGGAUCACCAUGAUUUACACUGUAACAGGAGGGCUAGCAGCGCUGAUGUACACGGACAUGGUGCAGACCUUCGUUAUUCUUGCGGGGGCCUUUAUCCUCACGGGUUAUGCUUUCCACGAGGUGGGCGGGUACUCGGGACUCUUCAACAAAUACCUGGGAGCAGUGACUUCGCUGACGGUGUCGGAGGAUCCAGCCGUGGGCAACAUAUCCAGCUCCUGCUAUCGACCGAGGCCUGACUCCUAUCACCUGUUCAGGGACCCUGUGACAGGGGACCUGCCGUGGCCCGCACUGAUCCUGGGGCUUACCAUAGUCUCGGGCUGGUAUUGGUGCAGCGACCAGGUCAUAGUGCAGCGCUGCCUGGCCGGAAAGAACCUGACCCACAUCAAGGCGGGCUGCAUCUUAUGCGGCUACCUGAAGUUGACGCCCAUGUUCCUCAUGGUCAUGCCGGGCAUGAUCAGCCGUAUCCUUUAUCCGGAUGAAGUGGCAUGUGUGGUGCCGGAGGUGUGUAAGCAGGUGUGCGGCACCGAGGUGGGCUGCUCCAACAUUGCCUACCCAAGGCUGGUGGUGAAGCUCAUGCCCAAUGGUCUGCGUGGACUCAUGCUGGCUGUAAUGCUGGCUGCACUCAUGUCCUCACUGGCCUCCAUCUUCAACAGCAGCAGCACACUUUUCACCAUGGACAUCUACACCCGCCUGCGGCCUUGCGCAAGUGAUGGGGAGCUGCUGCUAGUUGGAAGGCUCUGGGUGGUGUUCAUUGUGGCAGUAUCGGUGGCCUGGCUACCAGUAGUGCAGGCAGCACAGGGUGGGCAGCUCUUUGAUUACAUCCAGUCAGUUUCCAGCUACCUGGCACCACCAGUGUCUGCGGUCUUUGUGCUUGCACUCUUCGUGCCCCGAGUUAACGAGAAGGGCGCCUUCUGGGGACUGGUUGGGGGCCUGCUGAUGGGCCUAGCACGCCUUAUUCCUGAGUUCUCCUUUGGCUCUGGCAGCUGUGUGCGACCCUCAGCAUGCCCUGCGUUCCUCUGCCGGGUGCACUACCUCUAUUUUGCCAUUGUGCUCUUCAUGUGCUCCGGCCUCCUCACUCUUAUAGUCUCCUUGUGCACUGCACCCAUCCCACAAAAGCACCUCCACCGCCUGGUUUUUAGUCUCCGACACAGCAAGGAGGAACGGGAGGACCUGGAUGCUGAUGAGCUGGAAGGCCCAGCCUCUCCCCCUGUACAGAAUGGGUGCCUGGAGCAUACAGUAGAGAUAGAAGGUAAGGUACUGCCCAAGGAGUGCCUUGAGGAGACCGGGAGCCCACUCCUACAGACUAACUGCAGCCCUCCGUUUCUCCCAGAGUCUCAGUCUGCAGACCCAGGCCCCUUCUACCGGUGCCUGCUCUGGUUCUGUGGAAUGAACAGCGGUCGGGCAGGUAGCCCUCCACCCCCUACUGAGGCUACUGAAGCAGCCAGGCGGCUGGAGGACAUCAGUGAGGACCCCAGGUGGACCCGUGUGGUCAACCUCAAUGCCCUGCUCAUGAUGAUUGUGGCCGUGUUCCUCUGGGGCUUUUAUGCAUAG